UGUGUCUUUGUAGGUAGUCUGUGUCUCUUUGUAGUUGCUUUAUUUACUUUACAAAACAAGAAAUAUUAACAGUCCCUUCAAACAAAGAAUAGAGCAACUAGUGUCACUGGUUUAAAGUUGUCUGUUUCUAUGCUCCUUCCCAACACAAUCAGUAAAAAGCACGUGACUGAAAAAUGAUUCCAGACUGCUUGAUCGGAGUUGCGUUGCCAAGAAACACCAUCAGUCCAAAAAACUUUUGAUCAUAAUAUGAAAACUUUAAUCGUAAAUGAAGUUUUUAACAUGUAUAGUAUCUGUGUGCGUGUGGACUUUUACGGAGCAUCUGUAUGUCCAGUCACGUGUUCAGGAUGCAACUGUCAGUAUGGAUCCAGCUGUCCUAUAUAUACACAGCAGCACACAAAGUUCCUGUUACGGUACACAGAGUCUGGCUGAUCACUUGAUUCAGGCAGACAGCCAUCACUUUUCCGCUGAAACAUUCUCAGCUUGGCUGUCUUGUCUGAAGACUCCACUGACUAUCUUUGGGUUAAAUACACCGAGGAAUCAUGCUUCCUGAGCUAAUUGUUGACAAACUACGGGCGGUCUGCUGGGUAAUUUUUCAGGGGAUUUAUGAUCCUUGUAGCCCUGCCCUAACCCAUUAUUAUGUUAUUUUCUUUACUUUCGGGAUUCGGAUAAGACGCACAUUAGUGAGUCUUUGAGGCAUCAUUUGACCAUUUGACCUCUCAGAGCCAGCCCUUUGGACAUGUAUGUAUGUAUGGAAAUCUUCUAUAGAAUUUCAUUUAAACAUCCAGGGAAAUGCCACUUUCAAUGCAGGGCCAAAUUAUAAAGAAAUAUGCUGGUUUUGUUGCAAAAAUGCUUGACUCUUUUGUUUCACCACAAUUCCUGACGCUUGAUUCUUCUUCUGGGGGAAAUAACAUUUUUCUCUGGCUCAGGAUUGAAGAUUCCUCUUGCUCUUUCCCAAUGAUCUCAUUUUCUUAGCAGCUGCUCAACAACUGAUAUUUCGGCUAUGUUUGAUAAAUUGAAUGAUUUGCCUUCACUACUCAUGCAGCUACCAAUUUACAUAAGAGGAUUUACCACCUUUAUUUAUCUUAACUAAUGACUACUGGCUAUUAAACGUUGUGGAACACCCUGCCUCCUAGUAUUCAGUAACCUGGAAGGUGCACACAGAUCCUUUACUUUAAAUGGGGGAACUUCCGAUUACUGUAGCACUAAUGCAGAUCAACUCGCAGUUCGUCAAGUAAAAUAAAUUGCCAAGUCACCAGGAUCCCGCACAAAUGCUCACAAACUCAAAACUAAACCAUCUAAAACUUUGAGGCUCUUCCAAUCAUCUGCUCUUACUCCAGGCACAGCCAUGUUGUGUGUCCUCCUCAUUCUGUCACUCUCCUCCCCGGUGGCCCUGGUGCCUCCCCCAAGUGCUCCUCCUACCCUCUGCAAGUACUGCUGUGAUCACCUGGAGCCAGCAGAGGGCAGCGGAGCCCAGCCACCCACAAGAGGAUUCAGCCAUGUUCCAGAGGUCCGCACCUACAUCAACAUGACCAUCCUCAAAGGUGAAAAAGGAGAACGUGGCGACAGAGGAACACCAGGUAAAGCUGGACAUGAAGGGCCUCCGGGCUCCAUAGGGCCCAUGGGCUCAAAAGGCACCAAGGGCCAGGCGGGUCUUCCAGGAGAACCCUGCAAAGUCCAAUACUCUGCCUUCUCUGUUGGCCGUCGCAAAUCCCUCCACAGCCUGGAGUCUUACCAAGCGCUGGUGUUUGACACUGUCUUUGUCAACCUUGACAGCCACUUCGACAUGUUCAAGGGGAAGUUCCUCUGUCACAUCCCGGGAAUCUACUUCUUCAACGUCAACAUUCACACGUGGAACUUCAAGGAGACAUAUCUACACAUCAUGCAGAAUGAGAAAGAGCAGGCCAUCGUGUAUGCCCAGCCCAGUGACCGCUCCAUCAUGCAGAGUCAGAGCCUGAUGCUGGAGCUGGAGCUGAACGACGAGGUGUGGGUCCGACUGUACAAGAGGGAGAGGGAGAAUGCGAUUUACAGUGAUGAUGUAGAUGUCUAUAUCACUUUCAGUGGAUACCUCAUCAAAUCUAGCGUGGAGGAAAAAUGAAUAAGAUACCUCUUUGAGAGAAUGGGGAGUAGACUGAAUACAUAGUUCCCCUAAGUGGGAAAGUGGCAGAAUUUUGAAACUAUAUAUAGUGGAUUCAUUCUCUUUAUACUGGUUAGAUGUCAUAACAACAAAAAAAGAAGUCUCCCGUCAUUAAAGGAAUAAUUCAAUAUUUUGGAAACCACAGUCAUUCACCUCUCUUGGCAAAAGUUAGAUGAGAAGAUUGAAUCAACUCACACCCCUGUACGGUAAAUAAUAAGCUAGCAGCUGGUUAGUUUAGCUUAGCACAAAGACUGGAAACAGGUGGAAACAGCUAGCCUGGCUCUGUCCAAGGGUAACAAAAUCCACCUACCAGAACCUUUAAAGCUCACUAAUGAUCAUGUUAUAUCUUGGUUGUUUAAUGCUUACAAAACCAAAUGGUAAAAACAACAAUUCAUUAUCUUACUGGCGGGUAAUGUGCUGGAUUAUUUUUUGGUCGGGAGCAGUGAUUGGUCCUGCCCCAGAAAUACUCUGGCGCGUAACCCCUGAGUAAAACAGUAAAUUGUUGUUUUUAUGCUUUGGUUUUGUACAAAUUGAACAAACAAGACUUAACAUGUUAAUUGGUGAGAUUUGGAGGUGCUGGCUGGAUUUUGUAACCUUCAGAUACCGUUUCCCCCUGUUUCCAUUCUUUAUGCUAAAAUAAGGUAACCGGCUGCUAGUUGUAACUUUACAUUUAGCAUACAGGCAUGAGGAUGGUAUCAAUCUUCACAUCUUACUCUUAGCAAAAACAUUGAUAAGCGUAUAUUCCAAAAUGCCAAACAAGAACCACUAAUGUUCCCUUGUCAACCCAGUGUAAAACUGAAUGCAAUAAAGAUAGUAUUUUACAGAUGUUCAAUCCGACAGCGUAAUAAAAUAAUUGAUUUUAAAAGACAUAAUUUGUCAUGCAUAAUCUACAAUCUGUUUUCUUUCAGUGACAGAAUAUUAAAACUGAAAGAUUUCUGAUAUUUAUCAUUGUCACUCUUAGUGAGUGAACAGAAACAUUGGUAAUAUGAGUUUUGUAUUUGGUGCUAAAACACGGUGCUAACUGAACUUUUGCUGUGUAUGGACUAAAAUGGCAAUUUGGAGUCUAUUUGAGUUUGUGAAACUGCAGUUUCUACAGGAAGCAUAAAGUUCUCCCCCAGUAAGAUGAACUAACUCUGCUAUGAUAUGGACUGAAUGAUGUUUUACUUUAAAGUGUAAUUGAAUGAUUUGUGCUGAACAUUCCUUCUCUCCCUGCCUUUUUAUUAUAGUAUCAUGUAAAUACAAAGUGAAUGAAGGUACAUUUUAACAGUGCAUUGUACAUAUACUGUAAAGCCCAAUGUGACAUAAAGAAGUAAUAGGCCAUCUGGUGAGUCAAAAAUAUAACUGAUAUCAUUAAUAAAUAAUAUACUGUAUAAUGAAAUACAGUGAUGUCAACUGUCAAUCCACAAAUAUCUGUUAUAUUAUGAACAUUAGUACUAACAUGACUUCAAAUGCCAUUAUUAAUGUAAUAGAACACAUCAGAAUAAUUAUUAAUACCAUUAUUGAUACUCCAAAAGAACAAUAGUAAGUAUAAAUAUGAGUUACACUUUCUAACUGCGAACAAAAGAACAAAGAACAAAAACAAACAAAAGAACAAAGAAUAUGACAAUUUCUUAGUCAUUUCUGUUUGCUUCCCUUUAGUAUUUAAAAUUUAUUUUGAAGGUAGCCUAUUGACUGGACGUAUGACUAGGGUAUCAUAUCCACCUUGACUUGUCUUGCCUUGAACAUUGGAGGGUAGUAAACACUCAUGAUUAAGCUCCAUAGCAAAGGCAGAAACAGUUUUCACCAGAAAUUCUCGUGGUUGAUGCAGUCAUUACAAUAUUAUAACACUAUCGUUAAUUGUAAUGCCGUCAUUAAAAUAUUAUAAGACUGUCGUUAAUUGUAAUGCAAUCAUUACAAUAUUAUAACACUGUUGCUAAUUGUAGUAAGCACACUAAUAAUUACACUGGCAUUAAAAUUGUGUUUUAGCCCUGGACUGAAUGUAGUUCCUUACUGUGACUUGCUGGAGGGCAGUGAACACUCACUAUUUUAAAUGCUCUCAUGUCAGCCUCAGCAGUCACACU
This is a messenger RNA of Xiphias gladius (swordfish), 4194 nucleotides long. It is a transcript of the gene c1qtnf6a, whose product is annotated as C1q and TNF related 6a. The record is from RefSeq and is a predicted model, not a curated record. NCBI's taxonomy places the organism in Eukaryota, Metazoa, Chordata, Actinopteri, Istiophoriformes, Xiphiidae. The transcript has 2 exons. Gene Ontology annotation, molecular function: protein binding. Bases 1346 to 2095 code for a protein of 249 amino acids.